This is a messenger RNA of Rubroshorea leprosula, 1242 nucleotides long. The record is from the annotation of a GenBank genome assembly. NCBI's taxonomy places the organism in Eukaryota, Viridiplantae, Streptophyta, Magnoliopsida, Malvales, Dipterocarpaceae.
CCAAGCCAUUUACAUUUGCUCUUCACUUUCUAUCAUUCUCUUACCGUGAAAAUGACCGUUCUCAUUGAGAAUCAUGCUGAUCAUGAGCAAGCAGAGGAGCAAAAGCAUGUGGAGGAAACAAACGAGCUGGUUUUGGACGGCGGAUUCCCUGUGCCAAAAUCCGUGUCAAAUGAUGAAUUCGUUGUACCGGAAAUCAAUUCCUUCGGCCAGACUUUUAGGGAUUACAAUGCAGGUGAAAGGCAAAAGAGUGUAGAGGAAUUCUACAGGACACAGCACAUUAACCAAACAUAUGAUUUUGUGAAAAGGAUGAGAGAGGAGUACUCGAAAUUGAACAGGAUGGAAAUGAGCAUAUGGGAAUGUUGUGAGCUCCUGAAUGAGGUGGUGGAUGAUAGUGAUCCUGACUUGGAUGAGCCUCAGAUUCAACAUUUGUUGCAAUCAGCUGAGGCUAUCAGGAAAGAUUAUCCUGAUGAAGACUGGUUGCAUUUGACUGCUCUUAUCCAUGAUCUCGGAAAGGUUCUUAUUCUGCCUCAGUUUGGAGGACUUCCACAAUGGGCUGUUGUUGGUGACACAUUCCCUCUUGGAUGUGCUUUUGAUGAGGCCAACAUUCACCACAAGUAUUUCAAGGAAAAUCCUGAUUUCAAUAACCCUGCGUACAACACUAAGAAUGGAAUUUACUCCGAAGGAUGUGGGCUUGACAACGUGAUGAUAUCAUGGGGGCACGAUGACUAUAUGUACCUGGUUGCAAAGGAAAAUGGAACAACUUUACCCUCAGCUGGGCUGUUUAUUAUCCGAUACCACUCCCUCUAUUCCUUGCACCACGAGAGAGCAUACAUGCACCUCCUGAGUGAUCAGGAUAAGGAAGAUCUUAAGUGGCUAAAGAUAUUCAGCAAAUAUGACCUGUAUAGCAAGAGCAAAGUUCUCGUUGAUGUUGAAGAAGUCAAGCCCUACUAUCUUUCCCUCAUCGAAAAGUAUUUCCCCGCAAAGCUCAAGUGGUGAAGCAUGGAGGUUUGGAAGAUAUUCCUGAUAUGACACCCUGCGGUGAUUAGGGAUAUUUUGGGACAUUCAUCUGGCAUUGAGGAAAAUGGAGAAGCAGCUAUGAGGAUUACUUUUGUUCAAAUAGUUUCAUUUAAUUAUGUCGUUAUAAAAUAAAACAAAUAUGAGCUCGUGUUGUUUCUUCUAGAUAUGCUCAUAUUUUAAAUUGUUGUAUGUUCUUGUUUAAUUUAAUAAAUUGAAAUAUCCUAU